CGCAACGGACGCUCAGUCGGGAAUUAAAAAAAAAAAAAAAACAUUGCGCGCCCUUUUUGUUUUCAAAUUUUAAUCGGUUAAAAAAAUAAGAAUGCAUAAAUUCGUGGCGUUGUUUUUGAUCGCGACAGUGAUACCGCUGAAAACGAAUGCAAACAUAUUCGGAGGGAAAUGUUCAAGACAAGAUCCAAACGUAGACGCUUGUCUUCUAAGGAGUUUCAACAACCUCGUUGACUACUUGAAGGGAGGAGCUCCUGAGAUGGGCAUCGAAGAGGCUGAGCCCAUUGUGAUAGACGAACUGUCUAUAGCCCUAGGAGCUGGUCCCGACGGUUACAGAGCAACCUUCAAAGACAUCCAUGCGUCAGGAGCAUCGAACAUGACCAUCACUAACGUCAGGUCGGACCUAGAGACCCAUCAGUUCCAGCUGACGCUGUACGGACCUCACAUCAGCGCCCGCGCUCGGUACCGCUCCUCAGGAGUUCUGCUGCUGGUCAGAGCUUCAGGCGGCGGCGAGUACUGGGGCGAAUACCAUGGCGUCAAGGCCAAGGUGUACUUCCGCGGCGCUCCGUACGAACGCGACGGACGAACUUACCUGAAGCUGCAACAGCUGAAGCUAGAUUUCUCCGUAAAGGACAUCAAGAUGGGCGUUGAGAAUUUGGAUAACUCAAACGCCGUACUCCAGGCUGCAUUGAACCUCUUCAUCAGUACGAACGCUCAAGAGCUCCUGAAGGAAAUGAAGCCGGAACUGAAGAGGGACUUGGCGGAUAAGAUGUCGCGUUAUUUAGACCACAUCCUCCAGCACAUACCUUACGACGAGCUGGUCGUUGAUUAAGCAACCUCCCCAUCUUAUAUAUGGGGUGUUUAAAAUGUGCACAGUUUUUUGUCAUUAUUUCUCUAACGAUCGCUACUUUUAAAGAAUUUGCGAACAAAUUUGUAAUGUGGGAGACGGAUAUUAUUUAAAUACAUGAUUUCAACGAGAAAAUAAUAAGAAUCAGUUUUAACAUUUAGAAUCGUUUGAAAAUGUAUAAGUAUCGGUGUUACUUGUUUUUUUUUCUUUUUCUUCAAUAUAUUUAAAACUAAUUAUAGAAAUUUAUUUCAUUCUUAUAAUGUUCAACCUUUCCAUUUAAGUACGUCAUUAAAUUAAAAAUGCUAUUUAUAAAUUAUUUAUGAAGCUCUAAGUAUUAGUACAAGGAAGUAUUUUGUCUCAUCGUCAAAGUAAGUAGUCAUAAUUAGAAAUAGGUUUUUUUUUGUUAUUUAUAAUGUACUAAUAAUUAAUAAAAUAAACAUGAAUAAAA
Molecule: messenger RNA, 1292 nt
Organism: Bombyx mori (domestic silkworm)
Lineage: Eukaryota; Metazoa; Arthropoda; Insecta; Lepidoptera; Bombycidae
Product: juvenile hormone binding protein brP-1649
Source: RefSeq, marked provisional